CUGACGAUGAGCUCAUCGUCAGCUCUGCUGCAGAGGUGGAGGCAAACAACGUGGAAGCCAAGCAUAACUUGGCCCUCGUCGGCGAUGAACUCCAUGACCUCGAGACCCGACUGGACACACUGUCGCUCGAACGCGCUGUGCGCAUCGUUCGUCAGCUGUUUGUGAUGCACGAGAACGACCCCAACUUUCCCGGUCCUGUGCUCGACCGCAUGGCUACGUUUUUGACCGAGCCUGAUGUCUUGGACAGGCCUGAGAAGCAUUCGGAGCUUGUGCGAGAGAUGAAGCUCGAAGCAUUGUUGGCCACUGAGGACUCGCCUUACGUUGAGGUCCGAGCGAACGUUGACCCUACCGACGACCCCAGCAUGCCAUCCUUCACCUUCCGAGUAUGGGUCAUCGGGUGUGUCGCCGCCUGUUGCGGUUCUUUCAUUGAUACCCUUUUCGGUUACCGAAAUCCUCCCAUCAGUGUUGGUGCCAACGUGGCUCAGUUGAUCGCAUAUCCGGUAGGCAAGUUCCUCGCCAGGGUCCUCCCCCGAGGUAAGAUCACUAUCUUCGGCAGAGAGUUCACCAUGAACAAUGGUCCUUUCAACAAGAAGGAACACAUGCUCAUCACCAUCAUGGCUAGUGUCUCUUUUGGCGCCCCAUACACCAACUACAUCGUUCCCGCGCAAGCCAUGCCCAUGUUCUUCAACGAGAGCUGGGCUUUCUCACAUGGAUACCAAGUUUUGAACACCAUCGGCACCAACUUUGUUGGUUACGGUCUUGCUGGUCUGGCCAGACGAUUCCUUGUGUACCCCAGUGUUGCUAUCUGGCCUUCUACCCUGAACACCGUCAGUCUGAUCAAGGCUUUCCACACCGAUACCAAUGAGCCUGUCAAGGGGCCCUUCGGCUGGACUUUCAGAGCAUCUCGGGAAAAAUGCUUUUUGCUCAUGUUUGCCGCCAUGUUCUUCUACUAUUUCUUCCCUGGUUUCAUCUUUGGCGCCAUGUCCAUCUUCAGUUGGAUGACCUGGAUCGCUCCCAACAAUGCCAAACUCGCCGCUGUCACCGGAUUCCAGUCUGGCAUGGGACUCAAUCCUUGGCCAACAUUUGAUUUUAACAACUUGACGAUCUGGAUUUCCCCCUUGACGAUCCCAACGUUCUCCAUCAUUAACAUGUUUUUCGGUAUCCUCAUCGGGGCGAUUAUGGUUCUCGCUUGUUAUUACAGCAAUGCCUGGAACACUGGCUACAUUCCUAUCAACUCUAAUGCCGCUUGGUCCAACACUGCUGAACGAUACAACGUUUCCAAGAUCUUGGACUCAAAGCACCAGUUUCAGGACGAACUCUUCCAGGAUUACUCCCAACCAUGGAUGUCGGCAGGGUUCGUCAUCAGUUAUCUAUGGUACUUCGCUCUUUAUUCCGCGACGAUAACUUGGGUUUUGCUCUACCACCGACACGACAUUGUCGCUGCUUUCCGCAGCUUCAAGAACAGUGUCAGAAAGCUCAUGAAGAAACCGCUGGAAGACAACGAGGACGACCUGUCCGAGGACAUUCACUACAGGUUGAUGCAGGUAUAUCCCGAGGUCCACGAAUGGGAAUACGCCAUUGUCUUGGUCAUCUCUCUCGUCCUUGGAAUGGUUGGAUUGGCGAUCUACCCGACCAAUACCUCACCCGUCGUUGUUAUCUUCGGUAUCAUCUUCACUCUCAUAGUCUUGAUCCCUAGUGGAAUGAUCCAGGCAAGUCAACAGUUCUCCUAUCGUGCCGUUACUGGUAUCCCUGUGCCCUUGAACGUCAUCGCCGAGUUCAUCGGCGGAUCAAUGGUUGCCGGAAACGCAAACGCAUUGAUGUACUUCAAGACCUAUGGCUAUAUCACAGCCAGUCAAGCCUUGAGUUUCAGUGGCGAUCUCAAAUUGGCUCACUACCUCAAAAUUCCUCCUCGCCACACCUUUUACGCCCAAUUGAUUGCCACUUUUAUCUACUGUAUCGUCAGCUCCAGUAUCUUCAACUUCGCCAUGGGUUUCAAGGGAGCCUGUACACCGGAGGCUGAUUUCCGAUUCACCUGCCCCAAUCAACGUACAUUCUUCACUGCAGCGGUCUUCUGGGGAACGAUCAGCCCCAAGCGUCUCUUUGGUCCCGGUCGCAGAUACAAUCUAAUGUUGCUCGGAUUCCCUCUCGGAGUCGUACUGGUACUGGUCCACUGGGCUCUGCGAAAAAAGUGGCCCAGAUCCGAGCUCCUGAGGCAGAUUCACCCCGUCAUGAUCACCGCUGGACCUUCCACCUGGGGUUCGCCUUACAACAUGAGCUACUAUAUCGGAAAUGUUUACCUCGUCUUGAUUUCGUUCCAGUGGCUUCGUAAGCGAUAUCUAUCCUUCUGGGUCAAGUACAACUACGUUGUUGCCGCCGCCUGGCCAUGUGGUAUCGCCAUCUCGGCUAUCGUCAUUUUCUUCGCCCUCGAGAUUCCCGACAAUGGUACUCUCGGCGUGAAUUGGUGGGGCAACAAUGUUGUUGGGGAGGGUUGCGAUGGUCUCGGGCCCAAUGGCGUUGAAUGUGUGAGGCUACAAACACUACCAGAUGUCGGGUACUUUGGUCCUCCUAAGGGAACAUUCACUUAAGGUGACAUCCUGCAUUUAUUGUAGCCAAAUGAUGGUGCAGGCAGAUUGAAUGCAGAGAAUAUGUGCCUUGCGCUCGGAUCGUUUCGGCUGUGGUGCCACGGUGUCACAAUCGCAUGGACCCGGCUGAUACCUCAGCGAUCACAGCUGAGGGCCUCGAU
Molecule: messenger RNA, 2743 nt
Organism: Kockovaella imperatae
Lineage: Eukaryota; Fungi; Basidiomycota; Tremellomycetes; Tremellales; Cuniculitremaceae
Product: OPT oligopeptide transporter protein-domain-containing protein
Exons: 4
Coding region: 165-2585 (806 amino acids)
Biological process (GO): transmembrane transport
Molecular function (GO): oligopeptide transmembrane transporter activity
Source: RefSeq, a predicted model, not a curated record